AUGGGCAAGUCUGACUUUGAAGCUUACUUAGUACUGUUGUUGGUCACGUCUGCUGCAGCGGACAUCGGCGAGGACUACGAUUACCCGUACGCAGACUUCUUCCCGGAGUUGUCAGCCCAGCCCUCGGGACUGGACAUCACGGACGCAGAUUCCGGCGAAAUGCACGAGCUUCGGUCUGUCGACUACAUGCCAGUACCAAAGUUGGCCACGGUCCGUGACGACUUGGGCUUGCUAUUUAAGUCCACGCCACUACCGCGACCACCACCGAUCAACCCACGAAUAAACACGAGCGGAGCCAACCGCGGGUUGCGGCAGACGCAGCAUGCUUCAGAUUUCGAUAGUAGGUACUAA
Macrosiphum euphorbiae (potato aphid) is the source of this 351-nucleotide messenger RNA. NCBI's taxonomy places the organism in Eukaryota, Metazoa, Arthropoda, Insecta, Hemiptera, Aphididae. The record is from the annotation of a GenBank genome assembly.